AUGGCGUUCGCUUGGGCGGUCCUACCUUUGCUUCUUCCCGCACUAGCAUUUGAUAUUGCAAGGCCGGAUUGCACUACCAGUACCACGAGCUUGACUAGCCUGGAUGGCGGCAUCGGAGCAACUUCAAGCUCACUGACUACGACGAUGACGACUUCCACAAUCACUUCCAUGAGCACGACCUUGACACCUACUUCCACGACGUUGUCUACCAGCACCACCAGCUCAGCCGCAGUAUCGCCAACGAGCGACUGCAUGGCCUCAGCAAUCUACCAAUCCGACGAGUACUGCGGCUGCUCUUACUUCAUGGAGUGCGGGUUCCGCCCGACUUACUCGGAGGGCACCAUCUUGGUCGGCAUCUCUGGGCUGGACGGCGUCACCCAGAACCACGCCGAGUACUGCGCAGACCAGUGCGACGUCGACUACCUGUGCCUGAGCGUCCUCAUUGACAUCCAAGGACAGAGAUGCUAUCUGUACAACGAGCUUCCCGAGGACGGAAUCGCUGAUGUCAACUAUGAUACGGUGCAGAGAGCGAACCUCGGGCCUGAUUCCUGCGUCAAUGACUCCACCGGCGUCUGUCUAGCCAACGAGCCCCUUGGCCGUGGUCGGAGACGAUAG
Messenger RNA from Fonsecaea nubica, 615 nucleotides. RefSeq lists its product as hypothetical. Lineage: Eukaryota; Fungi; Ascomycota; Eurotiomycetes; Chaetothyriales; Herpotrichiellaceae. The transcript has a single exon. The coding region runs from base 1 to 615 and encodes 204 amino acids. The record is from RefSeq and is a predicted model, not a curated record.